GUCUGGCUGCAGUUUAGCUAUAAAAGCAUAGCUGGCCAAGUUGUAAGGCAUCAGUCUUCUUGCGUCUUCCAAGCAAUCAAACAAAACAAAACAAAACAACAACCAAUCAACAUGAAAUUCCUGUCGCUCGCUUUUCUGCUCGGUCUCCUGGCGCUGGCUAGUGCUAACCCACUGAGUCCUGGCAAUGUCAUCAUCAAUGGCGACUGCAAAGUGUGCAAUGUGCGCUCCUAGAACAUUGACCCAAUCCCCGGAGCAGCCACAGCCGCAAAAUGCAAUAGCCAAAUAAUCUAGCGUAAAAUGUUUUCCAUGUAAUAUGCAUUUAAUAUAAGUACAACAAAAAACAAAAAAUAUCACACUAAAUCGCCACAAAAUGCUUAAUAAAUUCUUAUAGCUAAAUGAAAAA
Messenger RNA from Drosophila montana, 403 nucleotides. RefSeq names its product bomanin Short 3-like. The record is from RefSeq and is a predicted model, not a curated record. NCBI's taxonomy places the organism in Eukaryota, Metazoa, Arthropoda, Insecta, Diptera, Drosophilidae. The coding region runs from base 112 to 231 and encodes 39 amino acids. The transcript has 2 exons. Gene Ontology annotation, biological process: defense response.